This is a messenger RNA of Ochotona curzoniae (black-lipped pika), 552 nucleotides long. RefSeq names its product crystallin gamma N (gene CRYGN). Gene Ontology annotation, biological process: visual perception; lens development in camera-type eye. The coding region runs from base 1 to 552 and encodes 183 amino acids. The transcript has 4 exons. NCBI's taxonomy places the organism in Eukaryota, Metazoa, Chordata, Mammalia, Lagomorpha, Ochotonidae. Gene Ontology annotation, molecular function: structural constituent of eye lens. The record is from RefSeq and is a predicted model, not a curated record.
AUGGCACAGCGCUCAGGAAAGAUCACGUUCUACGAGGGCAAGCACUUCACCGGGCGGAAGCUGGAGGUUUUCGGGGAGUGUGACAAUUUUCAGGACCAUGGCUUCAUGAGCAGAGUGAACUCCAUUCGCGUGGAGAGUGGGGCCUGGGUCUGCUUCGACCACCCUGACUUCCGGGGGCAGCAGUUCAUCCUGGAACACGGCGACUACCCUGACUUCCUCCGCUGGAACGGCCACAACGACCACAUGGGCUCCUGCCGGCCUGUAGGGAUGCACGGAGAACACUUCCGCCUGGAAAUCUUCGAGGGCUGCAAUUUCACGGGCCAGUGCAUGGAGUUUGUGGACGACUGCCCCUUCCUGCAGAGCCGGGGCUGGGCCAAGAGCUGUGUCAACGCCAUCAAGGUGUACGGCGAUGGAGCGUGGGUGUUGUACGAGGAGCCCAGCUACCGUGGCCGCAUGUACGUGGUGGAGAGGGGUGACUUCCGCAGCUUCUCCGACUGGGAGGCCCACAGUGCCCGCGUGCAGUCACUCCGCAGGGUGGUCAACUUUUUCUAG